AUGUUUAAAUCCGCAAAUUUCGACAAAUUAUUGGGUAAUCCAUUGAGUGGUGGUAUUGAUUGGGAUCUAAUGAUUGUGAUGUUGACCACAGACAGGGCCACGAGUCUCACCAAUUUGGAGCCGGACUGGAACGCCAUCCUCCAGAUCUGCGACACCAUCCGACAGAAUGACGUCCAACCCAAGUAUGCCGUGAACGCCAUUAAGAAGAAGUUGUACGCAACGAAUCCUAACGUCGAGCUCCUCGCCCUUCAGGUGUUGGAGUCGUGUGUGAAGAACUGCGGCACCACUUUCCACGUGGAGGUGACGAGCAAAGCCUUUAUGGAGGAGUUGAGGGAUAUCGUGAAGAUGUCAUCGGACACGAAGGUGAGGGACGAGGUGUUGAAACUGAUUCAGGUGUGGGCGCACGCCUUCCGCAACGACCCGACCCAUCGCGCGGUCGCCGACACCGUGAACCUCAUGAAGAUCGAGGGCUAUAAGUUCCCGGUGCUGAAGGAGUCGGACGCCAUGUUCGCCGCGGACUCGGCGCCCGAUUGGGCCGACGGCGAGUGCUGUAACCGAUGCCGCACUCAGUUCUCGUUGGUUCAGCGCAAACAUCACUGCCGUAAUUGCGGACAAAUCUUCUGCCAGAAGUGUUCGGCGAAGAUAUCGACGAUUCCGAAGUACGGCAUCGAGAAGGAGGUCCGGGUGUGCGACGACUGUUACGACAAAUUGAAUAAAUCGGGGAAACCGGCGGCCGAUCAGACGGCGGUUAAGGGGGUGUCCGGCGGUUCGUCGGCCGAGUCGUCGCCGUAUAGCGGAGUGAAAGCCAAGUCCGAGAAUCCAAACCAGAAAAGCGAGCGCGAGAUCCAAGAGGAAGAGGAGCUUCAGUUGGCGCUGGCGUUGAGUCAGUCGGAGGCCGAGUCCAAAGAGCAGGAGAAGAGGCGCCGUUCGCUGUCGGCGACCACUCCAUACAAUUACGAGUUCACGGGACUGGGAGGCAAUACGCCCGCACCGAAGCCCUCGAGUCUCAAAACGAGCGCUUCGCCCAAAAAGCUGGAGAAGUCGGUGUCGAACCCCGAAGUGAGUGAUCCCGAGCUGUCCCGGUAUCUCAACCGCGACUAUUGGGAGUCGAGAGUCAACUAUAAUAUGGACGACUUGGAGGCCAUUAGGCCGACGCCGAGCGCUCCGCAACCGCAGCCCAUAUUAAACCUGAAGCGCGUGAAUAUGACGGCAAACAUGAGUCCCGACGUAAGCAAACCGAAAGAGAAGAUGGAGAACGGGAUUGAGAGCGAAAUGGAGUCGUUCCUCAUUUCGCUGAAGUCGGCGAUCGAGAUAUUCGUGAACCGAAUCAAUUCCAAUCAACUGAGAGGCCGGCCCAUCGCCAAUGACAGCGCCGUUCAGUCGCUAUUCAUGAACAUAACGAAUAUGCACUCGAGUUUGUUGGGGUAUAUCCAGCAACAGGACGACUCGCGCGCCCACUUCGAGGGCCUUCAGGACAAGUUGGGACAGAUCCGGGACGCGAGGGCCGCGUUGGACGCGCUGCGCGAGGAGCAUAGGGAGCAGAUGCGCCGGGAGGCCGAGGAGGCGGAACUCCUGCGACAGCAACAGAUGGCGCAGAAGUUGGAUAUCAUGCGGAAGAAGAAACAGGAGUACCUUCAGUACCAGCGAGAGAUCGCAUUGCAGCGGAUGCAGGAACAGGAGAGGGAAAUGAUGUUACGACAGGAGCAGCAGAAGUAUAUGUGGCAACACCAGCAGCCGGUGCCCCAAUCCAUUCCGCAACAAACGCAAGUCCAUCAACCAGUUCCACAACAGGCACCGCCGCCACCACAGCAGCAACAGGUCUGGCCGUCGGUGCCAACGGGACAACCCGUCACUUCGAGUUACGGCCCGUACCCGACCACCGGAGCUCCCGUCACUACCGCUCCCGUGGGUGUACACUAUGGCGUCAUUCAAACCAAUGCUGCGCCCAAUCCGCAGAUGUACGGACAGCCGACACCACAUGCCGUGCAAUAUCCGCCGCAACCACUGGCCCAACAGCAGCCACCGCCGCAUUCACCACAUGCCGGUGCGAUACCACCGCCUCAGCCAAACCUAAACGCGUACGACAUGCAACGGAUGACCAAUGCUUUGCCGCAGCAAAUGCAGGGCCCGGUUAUGGCGCCUCCACCCGCUCUGCCGCCACAACAGCAACCGAUGCAUAGCCCGACCCCUCAGCCACAACCAGUUCCUGAGGCGCCGCUAAUAUCUUUCGAUUAG
This is a messenger RNA of Oppiella nova, 2235 nucleotides long. The record is from the annotation of a GenBank genome assembly. NCBI's taxonomy places the organism in Eukaryota, Metazoa, Arthropoda, Arachnida, Sarcoptiformes, Oppiidae.